AUGUUUGCACGCUUCAUAGCUCAUUCUUUCGAUUCAACAGAUAUUUCAACUAUUGAGGCCCGGCUUUGGGUUGGAAUUACUUCUGUCAACUUUUUCGAUCCCGACGACCUUGAAGAUGAUCCAGCUGAUAGUGAUAACAGUAAAGAUGAAGUGAAACUCGACAUCGGUGAUAUCUCAACUCCCCUCUCUUCCCCCGCCUUCCUAAUAACUCUCCGUUUUGGGGGAGACGCUCUACCAGGUCAACCACAGACGCUUCUCUCCCCCUACGAUGGUUGGAUGGCUAUGCAUGUUGGAAUGAUGGAAGAAACCACUCUUUAUCCUGUUCCGACCUCUUGGGAAGUCCUUGAAUCUCUUUUAGGUCAUUGGACUUCACGGGGUGGUGUUAGAGCUUUUCAUCAUCUGGUGACCCACGGCCCAGGAGCCGGUUCGAUGCCAUUCACUAAUCCUCCUCAACUCUUGGACCUGACCUUCUGUUUGGAAAAGGGCAACCUUGUGCUAGAUUUGACCGCUAGACCCAGAAAGUGGGGCAGGCGAUCGAAGAGGGGUGGUACACUGGGUCAAAGUGAAAGCAAGGCUCCAAUUCAAAAGGUAAAACUUCUACAGGGUUUCUCUGCCUCGCUAAAUAGCGAGGGAGUCCUUGAGGUCUGUGGAGCUCUUCCAGUAUUAAAUCGAAUAAAUCUAUCCACUCCUUCAUCGCAAUCUUCCACUGGCUUGAUGUCGCCAAAUAAUGGCGCCCAAUCACCUAUUACUCUGGCCAACAUGAGCUUGUCAAGCAAGCUGAACUCCCCUCCAAAGAGUGUGUCUCCUCUCAUCACUGACCACUCCGAAUCUUCGAAUAAUCUUCAGACGAAUGUGAGCCCAGCUGAGUACCCUAAUUCACCACCCCUUCCACCUCGCCGUGCGUUUUCUCGGGGACCCUCAUUUCAACGAAGGCAAAAAGGACACCUACCACAGCCACCGCUGGAAUCGCAAGCACAUUUGGCUGAAGAGAAUGCUAAAUUGCACCUCAUGGUAAGUGAUAUCCUGAUGAGAGAAGCACAUAUACACCUUGCUUCCUUAGAGAUGGUGGGGCAACCCUCUGGAAUCUUAUUUAAGGCAAUGGUAAUUUCUACAUAA
Molecule: messenger RNA, 1116 nt
Organism: Rodentolepis nana
Lineage: Eukaryota; Metazoa; Platyhelminthes; Cestoda; Cyclophyllidea; Hymenolepididae
Source: the annotation of a GenBank genome assembly